CAGAGCAUAAACCCUAGCUCUCUCCCGCUCUCCCUCUCUCUCUCUCUCUCUCUCUCUCUCUCUCUCUCUAUUUGCUUUCAGGAUGAGGAAACACAAGUCCAGGCAGGCACGCAAGCUAAACCGCCUAAGCGAAGUUGAAGAAAUCAAGCUCCUGAACUCAUGGAUCGAAUCACAAAAACCCGAUUCAGGGUCCAAUCCUCUUUCUCUCGAUCCUCUGCCAAAGGAUACGCCAAUUGGACGCAUUGUAGACGACGCAGGCGACACCAGUUUCUCACGAUAUGCUGGGGCAACGAAGUUCUAUCAGUUGCCGCUCUCGAAGAAUACCAAACAGGGCUUAAAGGAAGCCAAGUAUGUGAAGAUGACUGAUAUACAGAGGGCGUCUUUGCCGCAUUCGCUUUGCGGGAGGGAUAUUCUAGGUGCAGCAAAAACAGGCUCUGGAAAAACUCUGGCUUUUAUUAUACCGGUUUUGGAGAAGUUAUACAAGGAGAGGUGGGGCCCUGAAGACGGGGUAGGAAGCAUAAUAAUAUCUCCCACAAGGGAAUUAGCUGGCCAACUUUUUGAUGUGCUGAAAGUUGUUGGAAAGCACCAUAAUUUUAGUGCUGGCCUCCUAAUUGGUGGUCGGAAGGAUGUUGACAUGGAGAAAGAGCGUGUUAAUGAGCUGAAUGUCUUAGUUUGCACUCCUGGUCGGCUUCUUCAACACAUGGAUGAGACUCCAAAUUUUGAAUGUUCGCAGCUUCAGGUUUUGGUUCUAGAUGAGGCAGAUCGUAUUCUUGAUGUUGGGUUUAAGAAGGCUCUAAAUGCAAUUAUUUCUCAGCUACCUAAAUGUAGGCAGACCUUGCUUUUCUCUGCGACUCAAACAAAGUCAGUGCAGGAUCUUGCCAGGCUCAGUUUGAAGGACCCAGAGUAUCUUAGCGUGCAUGAGGAGUCUGUAACUGCUACUCCAAAUCGUUUGCAGCAAACUGCAAUGAUUGUUCCACUUGAGCAGAAGUUAGACAUGUUAUGGAGUUUCAUCAAGGCACAUCUUAAUUCAAAUAUUCUCGUGUUUCUAUCAAGCUGCAAACAGGUAAGAUUUGUUUAUGACGCAUUCAAGAAAUUGCGUCCUGGGAUACCUUUGAAAUGUCUCCAUGGAAAGAUGAAGCACGAGAAGAGGAUGGGAAUAUAUUCCCAGUUCUGUGAGAAGCGAUCAGUUCUCUUUUCAACUGAUGUGGCCUCACGAGGCCUCGAUUUUAAUAAGACAGUUGACUGGGUUGUCCAGAUGGAUUGCCCAGAAGAUGUUGCAUCCUACAUACAUCGAGUUGGACGUACAGCUCGUUAUACUUCCGGAGGGAGGUCUGUUUUAUUUCUCAUGCCUUCAGAAAUGAAAAUGCUUGAAAAGUUACAAGGAGCAAAGAUACCCAUACAAUUCAUCAAGGCAAACACGAAAAGACUGCAACCAGUUUCUGGACUGUUGUCAGCUUUGCUAGUCAAAUAUCCAGAUAUGCAGGCUCUGGCUCAAAGGGCCUUUAUCACAUAUUUGCGGUCUAUUCAUAUUCACAAAGACAAAGAAAUCUUUGAUGUAAUGAAACUGCCUGUUGAUGAGUUUUCAGCAUCGCUGGGCCUUCCAAUGACACCCAGAAUCAGGUUUUUGAACCAAAAAACUCAGAGCAAAAUAAAAUCCGAUACAGUCGCUGUUGUCGAACCACAAAAUGUUAGGAUGACACAUGUUCCAAGAGAGGAGCUACUUGUAGAUGAUUUGGACGAAGAGCAAGUGGACAAAGAUAUUCUUCUUAAAAAGGAUGCUCAAACUGAAGUGGAGAAAGCAAGGGAGGUUGAUGAUACGACCAUGCCGGCAACUCGGAUUCUGAAGAAAAAAAAGUUGAAGAUCAAUGUUCAUAGACCAUUGGGAACCAGGGUUGUCUUCGACGAGGAGGGUAACUCAAUGCCACCCCUUGCAAGGGUGGCUGACACAAAUCACUCGAACAUUCUUUUUGAUCAAGACAAGAAAGACGAGUACUACAGGAAGAUGAGGGAAGAAUUGAAGCUAGUGGACAAGGAGGACAAGCUUCUAGAUCGACAGCGACGUAGAGAAAAACGAGUUAAGGAGAAGAUCAAAUGGAAGAAAUCUAAUAUGGAGGAAGAAGAUGAUGGAGAGGAGAGCGGGUCAGAAGGAGAAAUUGAAGGAGGAAGGAAACAUAAAAGAUCCAAGAUAUACUUUGAUAGUGAUAGUGAUAGUGAUUAUGGUGAAAGAGAAGAAAAUAAGGACACUAAGGGAAUCAAUGGAGAUUCCAUUACCAUUGCAGAACAAGAAGAACUAGCUCUUAAAUUAUUAAGUUCAAUGCAUUCAUAAAAGCUAUUUUUUCCCCUUUUCCUGCAUGGAUGGUUACAACUAGUGGUUUGUAUGGAAAUAAAUUUUUUUGCAUGUGAGCUAUUA
This is a messenger RNA of Carica papaya (papaya), 2410 nucleotides long. Its product is annotated as DEA(D/H)-box RNA helicase family protein. NCBI's taxonomy places the organism in Eukaryota, Viridiplantae, Streptophyta, Magnoliopsida, Brassicales, Caricaceae. Gene Ontology annotation, molecular function: nucleic acid binding; ATP binding; RNA helicase activity. The record is from RefSeq and is a predicted model, not a curated record.